Molecule: messenger RNA, 2926 nt
Organism: Chara braunii
Lineage: Eukaryota; Viridiplantae; Streptophyta; Charophyceae; Charales; Characeae
Source: the annotation of a GenBank genome assembly
GGGUGGGGGGGUGUGGUUGGAGGGGGGUUUGCAAACGGGGUUAACGGACGUCCAAAAUGACGGGUGGUGCCGCCGGUUCGGGGGGCAAUGACUUCGUUCCUGCGAGUGAUGCACAGAUGGCCGAGUUGCGAGGGAAGUCGAGAGUGUGGCGUCAUGUGACGCAGGGUCAGAGGUUGGGAACAUGGGAGAAGGGGCAUGGGGAUUAUAAGUUGCGCUGCAAUUAUUGCAAGAAUGUCUGGCAGGGGAAUUUAUUCAAGGCACAGCGUCACUUCACGCAGUUGAAGAGGUGCGCGGUGGCGACGAUGGACGUGUUCGUUGAUAUUUGGAACCACACAGAUUACGAGUUCGACAAGCGACAUCUCCGCGGUAUCGAGGCUUACAUGAGGGAGCACGAUAUCCCUGAUAGACGUGCUACGGACCUCCAUCGAGGCAGUGGCAGGGGGAGGACGGGUGCGUCGCAGUCGCAACCACAGGAGCGAGAUCAUGUGGACGAGGCGCACAAGAGACAGCGGCAGUCCACUCUGGAUGAGGUGUACGAUCCAGAUGGGCAGGUCGCAUUCAGGGACACCUUUUUGCAGUGGGUCUACGAUAGUGGUAUACCCUUUGUUGCUUUCAGGAGGCAGUCAUGGUAUAGGCACAAGAAGGCGUUGGCCGCCAUGUCUCGUGGAGUGCGGCCUGUCUAUCCGUCCUUCAAGGACAUUGGGGGCGGCGGUAUCGAUGAUCAGCGGGGGAAGGUUGCGGCAAUGUUGAGGGAGGUCCGUGGUUCGUUCGAGUCGGUGGGGGCCACCAUUUUGUCGGACGUUAGGCAAUCGCGAGAUGCGAGGCCUAUCGUCAACUUCCUUGCGGCCUCCAAGCGCGGCGCCCUGUUGUACGCCACCGUCCAGCGAGACGGUUCAGUGGCCGAGAUGGCACGGAUCGUCCUCAGGAGAUGGAAGGCCAUUUUUCGGUCUUUCCCUCCGAAGGACGUGUUGGUCAUUUGCACGGACUCUGCGUCGAACUAUACGUCCGCCGCAAAGCUCCCUGCAAAGGACCCCGAUCCGGAGAUCCGCCGUAUCACUUGGCUCCCCUGUGCCACCCACGUGGCCAACUUGAUGUUGUUAGACAUCGGCACAGGGGUUCCUUGGGUUACGGAGACCAUUGUCAGAGAUCGAGCGUUGGAGCAAUUCAUUAAAUCGCACGGCGUGGCUUAUCACCUUUUCAGGGUGAAGAGUCGUCGCCGCACGCUUGUGCACCCUGUGGAGACGCGAUUCGCGCGCUCCCUCUGUUACUACGAGUCCGCCCGCAGGACAGCUGCGGACCUCGAGGUCGUUACCGAGUGCGGCUCAUUUCUCUUGGCGCAGACAGGCGGUGAUUCGGCGGGGGAUGCACACUUGCGGGUGCGUGAGCAGAUGCGAUCCUUCCACGCCAGGGUCAGCCACACGACGGACAUGUUGACGAGGGACGCCAAGGCAGAGGCCUGUGCAGGGGACGAGGAGACGAGCAGAGUCGAGACACUUCAUCCUUACGACUAUGUGCCCCCACCGCCAGCAGAGCCGGCGGAUACGUCGGAGCAGGAGUCCGACUCGGAGGAUUUGCCGCCCGGUGUAGAUAAGAGUGUCGAGAGACUCUACUACACAUACGGUGCAGAACCGGACGAUUCUCAGCCACACUGCACCGUCAUUCAAGAGAGCGACGACGAUUCCUUUCCCCCUAGUGGGGGUGGUACUGGUGGGCCGACGAGACGUGCUGCACGAGGCGCGAGUGGAGGUGUUACAGGCGAGCCUAGUGGAGGGGCCACACACGACGAGGGAGGACGUACUGCAUUACCUGCUCAGUCCACUGCUGAGAGAGAGAGGGAGCACGCAAGGCCGGCCUGCACGGAUGACGACGACAACGAUGACGACGUGCCAUUGGUCUUUCACAGAGCACGCAUGGCGAGCGACAGAGCUCCGCCUGCCACCGAGGGUCUUAGGAGAUCACUGCGGUUGCAGACGCAGACCGACUCGUCCACGGGCGUCAGACGCGAGGUGUUCGACCACCUGGAUGACAUUACAGCCGAUGAUCAUAUGUUGAGCCAGCACACACCCGCCUCGGCACCUCCAGGGGACAGGGAGCAGACGGACCUACGCACGAGUGACUUUCCUGGACUCAGACACAAACUUUCUGACACCGGUUUUCCAGGACGGGGCCACAAGAGAGAGAGAGUGGGGGAUGACGUCGAGUAUCGUCCUACGGAGGCUGGUGUACCGGAGUCGACCGAGGAGCUCCAUGCCCGCUUGGAUCGAGAGGAGGAGCAGUGGUUGGAGGUGUUGCAGAGAGACUGGGCGGGUAAAGCCGUGUACAUGGCGGAGCAGCAGCGUGCUCGGGAUUUGGAGACCGGUGCUGCACUACCUGAUCCGGGCGGGGUGGAGCAUCACGAUCCAUUCGCACCUGAUCUUGCACAGACUGAGGGGCACGGUGAUCCGAACGUGCCAGAGCAUGGAGAUCCUGUCGUGUCCGACGUCGUACUUGGAUUUCGUGCGGCAGACACGUUGCAGCCCGAUGAUGUACGGACUGAGGAGGCAAUUCGUAUGAAGGGUGAUUCUGACGAGCAUGGGGACGGAGGGUGUGGACCCGGUGUGGAGGCUGAUGAUGGGGCGGAUACUGCGGGGCGACUUUCACUGUCGCCUAGUGUCGGUCCAGGUCGAUUGUCACACGGCCCCAUUGAGGGUGACGACAUGGACCUACAGGCUGAUGAUCCGGAGGAGGUCGGAGGCAGUAUGUCUUUGGGGUUAGUGUUGUGGCAUCCUUCAUCGGUGGCGCACGACGUUCCGUCAGAGCAUGUCGAGGGAGGAGGCGGUGCCGAUGAGGAGGAGGAGGGCGAUAUACCACCUGACCUUUAGGACCACGCCAGAGCAUAUAUGGAGGAGGGGGAGAUUACACCUGGGCCACUCGACCCUAAUGCGUU